Paramecium pentaurelia is the source of this 839-nucleotide messenger RNA. NCBI's taxonomy places the organism in Eukaryota, Ciliophora, Oligohymenophorea, Peniculida, Parameciidae. The record is from the annotation of a GenBank genome assembly.
AUGCCAACCCCAGAGAGAAAAAAAAAAACAAGAAAAAAGAAAAAGUUAGUAGUCAUAGGUCUUCUUAAAAAAGGAAAUCCAAAAAAAAAGUUAUUUUAAUCCUUAUUUAGAAAUCCUCAAGAACAUCUAGUAGGAAUAGAGAUCGAAAAACCUAUAAACGGGAUAGUAAAGCUUCAACAUUAAAUAUGUAAAUCUUUGGAUAGGAUAUAAUGAAAAAAUUACAGGAAUAUAACAAUGGGAAAAGAACUGAAGAUUUAAUGUGUAUUGAUUGAUUUUGAUAAGCCAUGUCAUUACUUCCAUAAAUGAAGCCUUCCUAAAUUAACAGUGAAGCCAAUAUAAUUGAACAAAAAUAAUAGAAAGAUAAAAAAAGCAUGUAAAAAUAAAGAUUGCUGAUUCCGAUAAAUUAUGAUACACUUAUGAUCAUUAUAGACGAACCUUUUUAUAAAGAACACUUGUCUGAAGAAAUGAAUAAUUUUAUGAAAAUGAAGUUGAUAUCUAGUAUGAAAAGAUAAGUUAUAGAUUAUAAGACUGAUAAUUUUUUAUCUAUGAUUGACAAAUUAGAGUAAGAUUUAACAAAAAAGGUAGAUGUUGAAGAAUUAGAGAAUUAGAUUUAAUUAGGUGUUGUAAAUAGUAUUUUUAGUAUUUUGAAUAAUAACAAGGAAUUAGAAAAUAAUUUGGAUCCUGCAAUAAAAGAUAUUUUAUAAAUGAUGGAAAUAGAAAAGCCUAAUAUAAUACAGGAUGAUAAAUAUUUUGAAGCUAAACAGAUGUUUUAUGAUAAUAUAUAUUAUCUUAAUGUAUCGAUCUUCUUACUUAAAAAUUUAUAGUAAAUGUGUUUUUGA